AAAAAGAAAAUCUCAUCUUUUAAAAAAAAUCCUCCAAAAUCUACAUUUUAGUGUCGAACUGUUAACUGUUGAACAAAUGAAAAACUGAGGUUGAAGACUUGUGAAGUCACAAGUCACAAUACAUUCCCUUCCAAGGUGAAACUGAGUUGCAAAUCUCAUCAUGAUUUAUCACCGAACAGCAAUAAAGAUUGUAAUUUCCCAAUCAUAUUCAAAUUUUUGUUGUUGAUGAUGAUGAUCAUGAAAGUGUCACAACAUCAUCAUCUUCUUUGGAGUUACUACUCUCAAAGAUCACCGGCUUUUGCUUCUUUAUUUGUUCUCCUUUUACCCAUCUUCUCCCCUCAUCUCUUCUCUCCUUUAUCUCGCUCUUACCCUUCUCUUUUCUCUGAAUGGAAUGCACCCAAACCAAGACAUUCCCGUCUCCUUCAGGGUGCAAUACAAUCGCAAACUCCUUAUAGACAGCAGCUUGAACUGUGGUCUCCAUUGCCUGACCAAGGAUGGAAACCAUGCCAUAAGACCAAAAAUACUCCUUCCUUGCCCGAGAAGUCACAAGGUUUUAUUCAAGUGUUUCUUGAUGGAGGAUUGAACCAGCAGAGGAUGGGGAUUUGUGAUGCCGUUGCAGUGGCUAAAAUUCUGAAUGCAACUCUCGUAAUCCCACACCUGGAAGUAAAUCCAGUUUGGCAGGAUUCUAGUUCAUUUGCAGAAAUUUUUGAUUUGGAUCACUUUAUCAAUAGCUUAAGUGAUGAAAUAUCUAUAGUAAAAGACUUGCCUGUUGAUUACGCUUGGAGCUCUAGGGAAUACUAUGCUACAGGGAUACGUGAAACCCGAAUCAAAACUGCACCUGUCCAUGCAUCAGCUGAUUGGUACUUGGAAAAUGUAUUACCUGUAUUGCAGAGAUAUGGAAUUGCUGCAAUUUCCCCCUUUUCACACCGCUUAGCUUUUGAUAACUUGCCUAAAAGCCUUCAACAACUUCGCUGUAAGGUCAACUUUGAAGCAUUAAAUUUUGUUUCACAUAUUAAGGCAUUGGGUGACUCCCUUAUUAGUCGGUUGCGGUAUCCUAAUGAGUUCUCUGGACAAAGUUCUAAAAAGUAUGCUGUGCUGCAUCUCCGGUUUGAUAAGGAUAUGGCCGCACAUUCCGCUUGUGAUUUUGGUGGUGGUAGAGCUGAAAAAUUGGCUCUUGCAAAAUAUCGUCAAGUCAUCUGGCAAGGAAGAGUUAUGAAAACUCAAUUCACUGAUGAGGAAUUGAGAAAUCAAGGGCGUUGCCCAUUAACCCCGGAAGAGAUCGGAUUACUGCUAGCUGCUUUAGGCUUCACUAAUAAUACUCGUCUUUACCUAGCUUCCCACAAGGUAUAUGGUGGUGAAGCCAGAAUAUCUACGCUACUUAAGUUGUUUCCACUUUUGGAAGACAAAAGGAGUCUUGCGACUGCUGAUGAGCGUGAAAAGGUUGAAGGCAAAGCUUCGUUGCUGGCUGCGGUUGAUUAUUAUGUAAGCAUGCACAGUGACAUUUUCAUCUCGGCUUCCCCAGGAAACAUGCAUAAUGCAAUCUUGGGACAUCGGGCAUAUCAGAACUUGAAGACUAUAAGACCGAACAUGGCAUUACUUGGCCAACUUUUCCUGAAUAAGAGUAUCGAUUGGGCCGACUUUAAAAAUGCAGUUGUAGCUGGACACAAAAAUAGGCAAGGACAAAUUCGAGUGAGGAAGGAGAAACAGUCUAUAUAUACUUAUCCCGUCCCUGAUUGUAUGUGUCGAAGCUAAAAUAAAGGUUUAUGUAUCUUGUUUCUUUUGCUUUGUUCUUCCUCUUGGGUACUCGUGCUUUAGCUAACUCAUGUCAUUAGUCAUUACUCUAAUCUUAUGGCCAGGACCCAUCCAUCAUUUGGAAUGAUAUUGUCCUCCCUUUCUUUGAGUUUACCAAAACCCAACAACAAACAAAUUUGAAAGGAGAGUUAUUAACCUCACUCAAGGAUCACAAAUUAAGGUUUAAAUGAAGGUUUGUGUUGUGUCAAUGUGUAUGAACCAAAAAUGCAAGUUUAUGAUGAAUGUAAAUAAUAAAUAAAUAAUCAAGACAAAGAUUUUAAGGUGAUUUAUUUGGGCUACAUCCACCAUCUAGCCUAGGAUUAAUAUUAAUGUGUUUAAAGCAGAAAUACAAAAUUUGAAGGAAUUACAAUAGAAGGGAAAAGAGGAGCUAAUUGAGAGUAUACUUGAGCAAGGUAGCUCACUAUAAUGAGACUUUGGUGCCACAUAACAUAUGGUAUAUGUGAGUAUAUAUA
This is a messenger RNA of Amaranthus tricolor (Joseph's coat), 2264 nucleotides long. Its product is annotated as O-fucosyltransferase 31. NCBI's taxonomy places the organism in Eukaryota, Viridiplantae, Streptophyta, Magnoliopsida, Caryophyllales, Amaranthaceae. The transcript has 10 exons. The record is from RefSeq and is a predicted model, not a curated record. Bases 226 to 1752 code for a protein of 508 amino acids.